This is a messenger RNA of Micromonas pusilla CCMP1545, 1470 nucleotides long. Its product is annotated as glycoside hydrolase family 5 protein. The transcript is spliced from 3 exons. The record is from RefSeq and is a predicted model, not a curated record. The coding region runs from base 67 to 1470 and encodes 467 amino acids. Lineage: Eukaryota; Viridiplantae; Chlorophyta; Mamiellophyceae; Mamiellales; Mamiellaceae. Gene Ontology annotation, molecular function: mannan endo-1,4-beta-mannosidase activity.
UUUACCCGACGUCCCAUCAUCGCGAACUAACAGAACGAUUACGACACCCUUUAUUUCGAGCAGGGCAUGCCAUCCUCGUCGCUCUUAAUCAUGUGGUGGUCAAAUCGAUCCCAGCCGUCGCUUUUUGUUUUGCUUCCUCUUUUUAUGAUCGCAGUCUUCGGUUCCUUGACUACAGAGGCGCUCGACGAGGAAUAUCAAUUUUCGAAGAUAAAUCUUAUUGACGUAGCUAAUUUAAGUACUUCUGUGGCUCUUCAUUCUGCGAAAUUAAGAGCUACGAAGUUUCAACUUACCGUGCAACCGUGGGAACGAAGGCAAGGGGGUGAAGAAGUGCGACGACCCAGGUCGACAGAAAACGGUUCGGAGUCAGCCGAGCGCUUCGUGAGCGUGAACGGUUCAUGCUUCGCCCUUGGUCGACGAUUUUUUCCCGCCAUUGGCUGGAAUACAUACACUCUAAUUGAACAGGCAGCACAAAUACCUGUCGGUUCAUUUGCGUUCAACUAUUCCUGCUCCGGGCGACGGCAAGUUACUGAUAUGUUUGAUGCUGCUGUUGCUGCGGGAUUCAACACUGUACGUACGUGGGCCUACAGCGUUGGCGAGAAUCAAUCUUUUCAAGUAGCACCGGGAGAAUAUUACGAGCCUUUGUUUCAGGGAUUAGAUUGGGUAAUUCAGCAGGCUUCUCUGCGCGAUAUCAAGCUUAUCCUUGUUUUUACGGACUAUUGGGAGUACAACGGUGGCGUUGCACAAUAUCUUGAUUGGGCAGGGUCACGCGCCCGAACUAAAAAUGAUUUCUUUUCGAAUAGCAAAUGCAAAAUGAUGUACAAAAACAAUAUUCAGAGGAUACUCGAACGCAUCAACACUUAUACCGGUGUUAGGUAUCGGCAUGACAAAUCAAUUAUGGCAUGGGAGUUGAUAAACGAGCCAAGAUGUCGUAACUGUCCUGAGGAGUUACAAGACUGGCUAGAGGAGAUGGCACACUUCGUGAAGUUCUUAGACAGAACUCACCUUCUUUCGACUGGAGAAGAAGGUUUCUACUCUAUAGGAUCAGGAGGUAGUGUUGAUGCCAAUCCAGAAGUGUGGUCAUUGACUACUGGCCAGGACUUUGUUGCAAAUCAUGCCAUACCAGAGAUUGAUUUUGCAGUGGCGCACCUGUGGCCGGACAACUGGGGAGUAUUUACCCUUGGCCUGCCUGCAAGCUUCUCAGAGACGUGGUUGGUCAAGCAUAAGUCGGAUUCACGCGCUAUUUUAGGCAAGCCUUUCUUGCUAGAAGAAUUCGGCACAACAGGAAAUGGACAGCUGUCUGCUGUUGACCAAGUUGGGUCGCGAUUCGCAACCACAGCAGAGCGAGCCCCCCGUUCAGUUGCGGUGGCUGAAUUUUACCGCAGCAUUUUUAAGCAGGUUGAGCUCGACAACGAAAAUGAAUACGCAAUUGCAGGUGACAUUUCAUACUCUAAUACACCAGUGUCACGUUAA